AUGGGGGAGCUGAGGGCGUCGGGCUCCGGGUCCGUGGUGCUCCCGGCGGGAAUGAUUAACCCGUCAGUGCCGAUCCGCAAUAUCCGGAUGAAAUUCGCCGUCCUCAUCGGACUCAUCCAGGUCGGGGAGGUCAGCAACCGGGACAUCGUGGAGACGGUGCUGAACCUGCUGGUUGGUGGCGAAUUUGAUCUAGAGAUGAACUUUAUAAUCCAGGAUGCAGAGAGCAUUACAUGCAUGUCAGAGCUUUUGGAGCACUGUGAUGUAACGUGCCAAGCAGAAAUCUGGAGUAUGUUCACAGCAAUUCUACGGAAAAGUGUGCGUAAUUUACAGACUAGCACAGAAGUUGGCUUAAUUGAACAGGUACUGCUGAAGAUGAGUACUGUGGACGACAUGAUUGCAGAUCUCCUAGUUGAUAUGUUGGGGGUUCUUGCCAGCUACAGCAUCACUGUCAAAGAGUUGAAGCUUUUGUUCAGCAUGCUUCGAGGCGAAAAUGGAAUCUGGCCAAGACACGCAGUUAAAUUAUUAUCAGUCCUUAAUCAGAUGCCACAGAGACAUGGGCCUGAUACCUUUUUCAACUUCCCAGGCUGUAGUGCUGCAGCAAUUGCAUUGCCUCCUAUUGCUAAGUGGCCUUAUCAAAAUGGGUUUACUCUUAACACCUGGUUUCGUAUGGAUCCACUAAACAAUAUCAAUGUAGAUAAGGAUAAACCCUAUCUCUACUGUUUCCGCACUAGCAAAGGUGUUGGAUAUUCUGCUCAUUUUGUUGGCAACUGCUUGAUAGUUACAUCAUUGAAGUCAAAAGGCAAAGGUUUCCAGCACUGUGUGAAGUAUGACUUUCAGCCACGCAAGUGGUACAUGAUAAGUAUUGUACACAUCUAUAAUCGAUGGAGAAACAGUGAAAUACGAUGUUACGUGAAUGGUCAGCUGGUAUCCUAUGGUGAUAUGGCCUGGCAUGUUAACACAAAUGAUAGCUAUGAUAAAUGUUUUCUUGGAUCUUCGGAGACUGCUGAUGCAAAUAGAGUGUUCUGUGGCCAGCUUGGAGCAGUAUAUGUAUUCACUGAAGCACUCAACCCAGCACAGAUUUUUGCAAUACAUCAGUUAGGACCUGGAUAUAAGAGCACGUUCAAAUUUAAAUCUGAGAGUGACAUUCAUCUGGCUGAGCACCAUAAACAAGUGCUAUAUGAUGGGAAACUUGCAAGUAGCAUUGCUUUUACUUAUAACGCGAAGGCUACUGAUGCUCAACUAUGCCUUGAAUCCUCACCAAAGGAGAAUCCUUCAAUUUUUGUACACUCCCCCCAUGCUCUUAUGCUUCAGGAUGUGAAAGCUAUUGUAACCCACUCCAUUCACAGUGCAAUUCAUUCCAUUGGAGGGAUCCAAGUUCUUUUUCCUCUCUUUGCCCAGUUAGACAAUCGACAGCUGCACGACAGUCAGGUGGAAACAACAGUUUGUGCUACCCUACUGGCUUUCUUGGUUGAGCUUCUUAAGAGUUCAGUAGCCAUGCAAGAACAAAUGCUUGGUGGAAAAGGCUUUCUAGUAAUUGGCUAUCUCCUUGAAAAGUCAUCUAGAGUUCAUAUAACCAGAGCAGUUCUGGAACAAUUUUUGUCAUUUGCAAAAUAUUUGGAUGGAUUAUCUCAUGGAGCACCUCUACUGAAGCAAUUAUGUGAUCACAUCCUUUUUAAUCCUGCUAUCUGGAUACAUACCCCUGCAAAGGUGCAGCUGUCUUUGUAUACCUACUUGUCAGCUGAAUUCAUUGGAACUGCUACAAUCUAUAACACCAUACGCAGAGUAGGAACAGUCCUGCAGUUAAUGCACACACUGAAAUACUACUACUGGGUGGUUAAUCCUGCUGAUAGCAGUGGCAUUACUCCUAAAGGAUUAGAUGGUCCUCGACCCUCCCAGAAAGAAAUCAUAUCGCUAAGGGCAUUUAUGCUUCUGUUCUUGAAACAACUUAUACUGAAGGAUCGAGGAGUUAAAGAAGAUGAACUGCAGAGCAUAUUAAAUUACUUACUAACAAUGCAUGAGGAUGAAAAUAUUCAUGAUGUGCUGCAGCUGCUAGUGGCACUAAUGUCCGAACAUCCAGCAUCCAUGAUACCUGCCUUUGAUCAGAGGAAUGGGAUACGAGUAAUUUAUAAAUUACUUGCUUCCAAGAGUGAAAGUAUAUGGGUGCAAGCGUUGAAGGUCCUUGGAUAUUUUCUUAAACACUUGGGUCAUAAGCGAAAGGUUGAAAUCAUGCAUACUCACAGUCUUUUCACACUUCUUGGAGAAAGGUUGAUGCUGCAUACAAAUACAGUGACCGUUACAACAUAUAACACGCUUUAUGAGAUUUUGACAGAACAAGUAUGCACACAAGUUGUUCAUAAACCACAUCCAGAGCCAGAUUCAACAGUGAAAAUUCAGAAUCCAAUGAUUCUUAAGGUGGUGGCAACGCUGUUAAAAAACUCCACGCCAAGUGCAGAGCUGAUGGAAGUUCGACGAUUGUUCUUAUCUGAUAUGAUAAAACUCUUUAGUAAUAGCCGUGAAAACAGAAGAUGUUUACUUCAGUGUUCAGUGUGGCAGGACUGGAUGUUUUCUCUGGGAUACAUUAACCCAAAGAACUCUGAAGAGCAGAAGAUCACAGAGAUGGUUUACAACAUUUUCCGUAUUCUCUUGUAUCAUGCAAUAAAAUACGAAUGGGGAGGCUGGAGAGUAUGGGUGGAUACUCUUUCUAUAGCUCAUUCCAAGGUCACAUAUGAGGCUCACAAGGAAUAUCUAGCAAAAAUGUAUGAAGAGUAUCAAAGGCAAGAGGAAGAAAACAUAAAAAAGGGGAAGAAGGGGAAUGUGAGCACCAUCUCAGGUCUUUCCUCUCAGACAACUGGAGCAAAAGGUGGCAUGGAAAUUCGAGAGAUAGAAGAUCUUUCACAAAGUCAAAGUCCAGAAAGUGAAACAGAUUACCCCGUCAGCACAGAUACAAGGGAUUUGCUCAUGGCUUCAAAGGUGUCAGAUGAUGUGCUUGGAACUGCUGAGAGACCCGGGGGAGGAGGAGUGCAUGUGGAAGUUCAUGAUCUUUUAGUUGAUAUAAAAGCUGAAAAAGUAGAAGCUACUGAAGUAAAACUUGAUGAUAUGGAUUUAUCACCAGAGACACUGGUAACUGGAGAAAAUGGUGCACUUGUAGAAGUUGAAUCUCUUCUAGAUAAUGUAUAUAGUGCAGCUGUUGAGAAGCUCCAAAACAAUGUUCAUGGAAGCGUGGGUAUUAUUAAGAAGAAUGAGGAAAAAGAUAAUGGUCCAUUAAUAACUCUGGCCGAUGAGAAAGAUGAACCUUCUACUAACAAUACCUCAUUUCUCUUUGAUAAAAUACCUAGUCAAGAGGAGAAACUUCUACCUGAACUUUCAAGUAAUCACAUUUCUAUUCCAAAUGUUCAAGAGACACCGAUGCAUCUUGGUGUAAAUGAUGAUUUGGGAUUGCUUGCUCAUAUGACGGGUAGUGUAGAUAUAACUUGUGCUUCGAGUAUAAUAGAGGACAAGGAGUUCAAGAUUCACACAACUUCAGAUGGAAUGAGUAGCAUUUCUGAGAGGGAGUUGUCUUCAUCAUCUAAAGGAUUAGAAUAUGCUGAAAUGACUGCCACAACUCUUGAGACAGAGUCUUCUGGUAGCAAAACUGUACCUAGUGUUGAUGCAGGAAGUAUAAUAUCAGAUACAGAAAGAUCUGAUGAUGGUAAGGAAGCAGGGAAGGAGAUAAGGAAGAUCCAGACAACUACCACAACUCAGGCAGUACAGGGUCGAUCUGUCACCCAGCAAGACCGGGAUUUACGUGUUGACUUGGGAUUCCGAGGAAUGCCAAUGACGGAAGAGCAGCGACGGCAGUUUAGUCCAGGUCCACGCACAACUAUGUUUCGUAUUCCAGAGUUUAAAUGGUCUCCCAUGCACCAGCGUCUCCUGACAGACUUGCUUUUUGCACUAGAAACAGACGUACAUGUUUGGAGAAGUCACUCCACUAAGUCUGUGAUGGACUUUGUCAAUAGCAAUGAAAAUAUUAUUUUUGUACACAACACAAUACACCUCAUUUCCCAGAUGGUAGACAAUAUUAUUAUUGCUUGUGGAGGAAUUUUACCUUUGCUGUCGGCAGCCACAUCCCCAACUGGUUCUAAGACUGAAUUGGAAAAUAUUGAAGUGACACAAGGAAUGUCAGCAGAGACAGCAGUAACGUUUCUCAGCCGUCUGAUGGCAAUGGUUGAUGUACUAGUAUUUGCCAGUUCUCUAAAUUUUAGUGAGAUUGAAGCUGAAAAAAACAUGUCUUCUGGAGGUCUAAUGCGACAAUGCCUAAGGCUUGUUUGUUGUGUGGCUGUGAGAAACUGCUUAGAAUGUCGGCAAAGGCAAAGAGAGAGAGUGAACAAGACGUCAUUAAUUGGCAGUAAAACUCAAGAUGCUCUUCAGGGUGUAACUUCAGCAGCAGCAACCAAGACUCCCCUUGAAAAUGUCCCUGGCAACCUUUCUCCCAUAAAAGACCCUGAUAGGCUUCUUCAGGAUGUUGAUAUUAAUCGUCUACGAGCAGUUGUUUUUCGUGAUGUGGACGACAGCAAACAGGCUCAGUUCUUAGCUUUGGCAGUAGUCUACUUUAUUUCUGUUCUGAUGGUCUCCAAAUACCGUGAUAUACUGGAACCCCAGCGAGAAACUGCGAGGUCUGGGAGCCAGGCAGGUAGAAAUAUCAGACAAGAAAUAAAUUCACCGACAAGUACAGAGACACCAACUGUAUUUCCAGAAAAUAUUAAAGACAAAGAAACACCAACACCAGUUGAAGAUAUUCAGCUGGAAAGCUCUAUUCCUCAUACAGAUUCUGGAAUUGGAGAUGAACAGAUGCCCAAUAUUUUGAAUGGGACAGACUUGGAGACCAGCACGGGCCCUGAUGCUAUGAGUGAGCUGUUAUCUACUCUGUCUUCGGAAGUGAAAAAAUCUCAGGAGAGCUUAACAGAAAGCCCCAGUGAAAUUCUGAAACCUGCAUCUUCGAUAUCCAGUAUCAGCCAAAGUAAAGGCAUCAAUGUCAAAGAAAUACUGAAAAGCCUUGUGGCAGCCCCUGUUGAAAUUGCAGAAUGUGGCCCGGAUCCAAUCCCUUACCCAGAUCCUGCACUGAAGAGAGAAGCUCAGGCUAUUCUUCCCAUGCAGUUUCACUCGUUUGACAGGAGUGUGGUUGUACCAGUAAAGAAACCCCCUCCAGGUAGUCUGGCUGUUACCACUGUUGGAACUGCCACAGCUGGGAGCGGACUGCCACCGGGUAGUACACCUAAUAUAUUUGCUGCAACAGGAGCUACACCAAAAAGUAUGAUUAAUACAACAGGUGCAGUAGACUCAGGAUCUUCUUCUUCCUCUUCGUCAUCCAGCUUUGUGAAUGGUGCUACCAGCAAAAAUCUCCCAGCUGUCCAAACUGUUGCUCCAAUGCCAGAGGAUUCAGCUGAAAAUAUGAGUAUCACUGCAAAGCUUGAAAGAGCCUUAGAAAAAGUGGCCCCUCUCCUGCGAGAAAUUUUUGUUGAUUUUGCCCCUUUCCUGUCCCGAACAUUGUUGGGCAGUCAUGGACAAGAGCUAUUGAUUGAAGGUCUGGUUUGUAUGAAGUCAAGUACUUCAGUGGUUGAACUGGUUAUGCUGCUUUGUUCACAGGAAUGGCAAAAUUCUAUUCAGAAGAAUGCAGGACUUGCAUUUAUUGAACUCAUCAAUGAAGGAAGAUUAUUAUGUCAUGCAAUGAAAGACCAUAUAGUGCGUGUCGCAAAUGAAGCAGAAUUUAUUUUGAACCGACAAAGAGCUGAAGAUGUCCACAAGCAUGCUGAGUUUGAGUCGCAGUGUGCUCAGUAUGCUGCUGACAGAAGAGAGGAGGAGAAGAUGUGUGAUCACCUCAUCAGUGCUGCUAAGCAUCGAGAUCAUGUUACAGCCAAUCAGCUGAAACAGAAGAUACUCAACAUACUAACAAAUAAACAUGGUGCCUGGGGAGCCGUUUCUCACAGCCAACUGCAUGACUUCUGGCGCUUGGAUUACUGGGAAGAUGAUUUGCGCCGACGGAGGCGAUUUGUUCGCAAUGCUUUUGGGUCUACUCAUGCUGAUGCUCUCCUAAAAGCUGCCGUGGAAUAUGGCACUGAAGAGGAUGUAGUGAAGUCAAAGAAAACUUUCCGAAGCCAAGCUGUGGUAAAUCAGAAUGCAGAAACAGAACUUAUGCUGGAAGGAGAUGAUGAUGCUGUUAGCCUGCUCCAAGAGAAAGAGAUUGAUAACCUUGCAGGCCCCGUGGUCCUCAGCACGCCGGCACAGCUCAUCGCCCCCGUGGUGGUGGCCAAGGGGACGCUCUCCAUCACCACCACGGAGAUCUACUUCGAGGUGGACGAGGAUGACUCGGCCUUCAAGAAGAUCGACCCCAAGGUCCUCGCCUAUACUGAAGGCCUCCAUGGAAAAUGGAUGUUCAGCGAGAUUCGGGCUGUCUUUUCAAGACGUUAUCUUCUCCAGAACACAGCUUUGGAAGUGUUUAUGGCAAACAGAACUUCUGUUAUGUUUAAUUUUCCUGACCAAGCAACAGUGAAAAAAGUCGUGUACAGCUUACCACGUGUUGGAGUAGGAACCAGCUAUGGUUUGCCACAAGCCAGGAGAAUCUCUCUGGCCACACCCCGACAGCUUUAUAAAUCCUCCAACAUGACUCAGCGCUGGCAGAGACGGGAGAUAUCUAACUUUGAAUACUUGAUGUUCCUCAAUACUAUAGCAGGACGAACAUACAAUGAUCUGAACCAAUACCCUGUAUUUCCUUGGGUUUUAACAAACUAUGAAUCAGAAGAGUUAGACCUGACCCUUCCAGGCAACUUCAGAGAUCUUUCAAAGCCUAUUGGGGCUUUGAACCCAAAGAGAGCAGUCUUCUAUGCAGAACGGUAUGAGACAUGGGAAGAUGAUCAGACUCCACCUUAUCAUUACAACACCCACUACUCUACAUCUACUUCUACAUUGGCUUGGCUUGUUCGUAUUGAGCCCUUUACAACAUUCUUUCUAAAUGCAAAUGAUGGCAAGUUUGACCACCCAGAUCGAACCUUCUCUUCAGUAGCCAGGUCGUGGAGGAACAGCCAAAGAGAUACCUCAGAUGUGAAGGAGUUAAUUCCAGAAUUUUACUACCUACCAGAGAUGUUUGUCAACAGUAAUGGCUAUAAUCUGGGAAUCAGGGAAGACGAAAUUGUCGUGAAUGAUGUUGAUCUCCCUCCAUGGGCCAAGAAGCCCGAAGACUUCGUCCGUAUCAACAGGAUGGCCCUGGAAAGUGAGUUUGUAUCAUGUCAACUUCAUCAGUGGAUUGACCUUAUAUUUGGCUACAAGCAACGAGGACCAGAAGCAGUGCGUGCACUCAAUGUUUUCCACUACCUAACAUAUGAAGGCUCUGUGAACCUGGACAGUAUCACUGAUCCUGUCCUCAGGGAGGCCAUGGAGGCGCAGAUACAGAACUUUGGACAGACGCCAUCGCAGUUGCUCAUUGAGCCCCAUCCACCUCGGAGCUCUGCCAUGCACCUGUGUUUCCUUCCACAGAGCCCCCUCAUGUUUAAAGAUCAGAUGCAGCAGGAUGUCAUAAUGGUGCUGAAGUUCCCCUCAAAUUCCCCUGUCACACAUGUGGCAGCCAACACACUGCCCCACCUGACCAUUCCUGCCGUGGUGACCGUCACUUGCAGCAGGCUGUUUGCAGUCAAUCGGUGGCACAACACAGUAGGCCUUCGGGGAGCCCCAGGAUAUUCUUUGGAUCAAGCCCAUCAUCUUCCAAUUGAAAUGGAUCCAUUGAUUGCCAAUAACUCUGGUGUGAACAAACGGCAGAUCACAGACCUUGUGGAUCAGAGCAUCCAGAUCAAUGCACAUUGCUUCGUGGUCACAGCAGAUAACCGCUACAUUCUUAUCUGUGGUUUCUGGGACAAGAGCUUUCGAGUUUAUUCUACAGAGACAGGAAAAUUAACUCAGAUUGUGUUUGGCCACUGGGAUGUCGUGACUUGCCUUGCCAGAUCGGAGUCCUAUAUUGGGGGUGAUUGCUACAUUGUGUCUGGGUCUCGCGAUGCUACAUUGUUGCUUUGGUACUGGAGUGGCCGACAUCACAUUAUAGGCGACAAUCCAAACAGCAGUGAUUAUCCAGCUCCUCGCGCUGUUCUAACUGGCCACGACCAUGAAGUUGUCUGCGUGUCAGUCUGUGCAGAGCUGGGACUUGUUAUCAGUGGUGCUAAAGAAGGUCCUUGCCUAGUGCACACAAUUACUGGAGAUUUGCUGAGAGCCCUGGAAGGAACAGAAAACUGCUUGUAUCCUCGCUUAAUUUCAGUAUCUAGUGAAGGUCACUGCAUCAUCUACUAUGAACGAGGACGGUUCAGCAAUUUCAGCAUUAAUGGCAAACUCUUAGCUCAGAUGGAGAUCAACGAUUCAACCAGGGCCAUCCUGCUGAGCAGUGAUGGGCAGAACCUGGUGACAGGAGGAGACAACGGUGUAGUGGAAGUAUGGCAGGCCUGUGACUUCAAGCAGCUCUAUAUUUACCCUGGCUGUGAUGCUGGCAUAAGAGCUAUGGAUCUGUCUCAUGAUCAGAGAACUCUGAUUACUGGCAUGGCUUCUGGAAGCAUCGUAGCUUUUAACAUAGAUUUUAACCGGUGGCAUUAUGAACAUCAGAACAGAUACUGAAACUGAAUGAAGAACUGAAAGCCCAGGUAAAGCUGAGAGCACAAGUGCUGCAAUGAAAGGUGUAGUCUCUGGUGGAAAACCACGUCUGCAUUGACCUCCGUUGUACAUUCCAUUACACCCAGCAAUAGCUGUACAUUGUAGUCAGCAACCAUUUUACUUUGUGUGUUUUUUCACAACUGAACACCAGCUGCUGAGAAGCAAGCUUGUAUCAUGUAAAUUAUAUGAAUUAGGAAAUGUUUUGGUAAUUAUUUCAUAUAUCUUUCUUUAUUGAGAAAAGGUAGUAGGAUGCGCCACAAGAGACUUUUGAAAAUUCUGGGGAAUCUUGUGUCCAGUUAUUUCAAUGUUUAGGCUUUAAACCUAACAUGCAUCCCAUCUCCAGCCUCUUUUCAAGCUGAGAUUAAAAAAAAUAUGUUUGAUACUUUGUACAUCAGAUGCACAUCUUAACUUUAAAGGGAUACUUUUGUAAAAGUAAAACCUUGUAUAAAGAACAAAACUGUUUCUUAAUUUUAUUGUGGAGUUACAACUUGCAUGUACUUUAAACCUGGUGUCUUGAAGGAACAGGUGCAUUCACACAAAUCAGACUGGAGAUCUGCCUAAGGGUACAGCUUGUUUUAAAGGGUUGAAUUUGGGAGCAAACAGUAAUUUUGACAUUUCUACCCACACGUUUUUCACUUUUUGAAUCUAAAGUUUACCCCUAUGAAGUGGAGUUCUGCUCAUGAAGCAUUUGGAUAAAAAGCCAUCAUUUGCCAUAUUUAUACUUUAAACAAUAGAAAUCAAUUUUCUCCCUUUUAAAUUCAAAAACUAGACAGAAAGGGAGCAAAGAGGGAAAUUCAGUUUAAUGCUUUGUAGUGCUUAAUGACUCCCAAUACAGACAAAGUGCUAUACUUCUGGAUUAUUAAUAUUUGGCCUACAAAUCACGGGCAAGAGAGCCCUCAUUGAUUUUUUACCUUAUUUGUCCUCUAAGGAGCUGAGCCUUAGUUUCAUUGUAAAGGUGACUGAGGUUGUUCUUUUCAGUUCUUCUGAAAAUCUCACCUGAAGCCACUCAGAUUAAGGCACUUCAUCUUUUACAAUACUGUAAUGAUAAUUAUCGGAAUAAUUUUCUGCACAUUGUACUGAUCAAAUUACACACCCAGGGGUAUAUACACUUUAAUUCAUGUUUCUUCUUUGUAUAUUUGGUGACUGUAUUGUCAUAGAUGUACAUAUUGUGUCGGUAGGGCUAUGAGGCAUGUAACAGGAAUGUAAUUUUCUCAGAAUUUACACUCACUUGCAGUCAUUUAUUUAAAAAGAUAAUGGAUUCUUUGUAUUGGCACUUUGCACCAGAAACAUAUCAUUAUUUAUUGAUGUGAUUACUUAUUUGUUAUUCACCUUGUAUUAGUAAGUUUAGCACUAAAUUUCCUUCUUCAUUGUUGUUUGUAUUUAUAAGAUUCGGCAAUCAUGGGGAUCAGCGUAAUGAUUAAGUUAUUCAUCACCUGUCUGUAAGCAAUAUCUUGAGUUCGUAGCUUAGAAUUGGGAGACUAUUGAACAUCUGGAAGACAAGUUCAUUUCAUCUUGGGAUCAUGGUGAAAUAUUUUGGAUAUAUAAAUUCCUUAAGCUAUUGUAACCAUGUUUUAUUGCAAACAUGUAAAAUAUGCCAGAUGUGUGUGAGUUGGAAAUCAAAAGAAAAAUAAAAUAUGCAAAGAAUUCA
Manacus vitellinus (golden-collared manakin) is the source of this 10309-nucleotide messenger RNA. It is a transcript of the gene NBEA, whose product is annotated as neurobeachin. NCBI's taxonomy places the organism in Eukaryota, Metazoa, Chordata, Aves, Passeriformes, Pipridae. Gene Ontology annotation, molecular function: protein kinase binding. Gene Ontology annotation, biological process: intracellular protein localization. The coding region runs from base 1 to 8625 and encodes 2874 amino acids. The record is from RefSeq and is a predicted model, not a curated record. Gene Ontology annotation, cellular component: cytosol; membrane. The transcript has 57 exons.